Messenger RNA from Phodopus roborovskii (desert hamster), 1961 nucleotides. It is a transcript of the gene Tyw2, whose product is annotated as tRNA methyltransferase 12 homolog. Gene Ontology annotation, molecular function: tRNA methyltransferase activity. The coding region runs from base 1 to 1260 and encodes 419 amino acids. The transcript has a single exon. The record is from RefSeq and is a predicted model, not a curated record. Gene Ontology annotation, cellular component: cytoplasm. Gene Ontology annotation, biological process: tRNA methylation. NCBI's taxonomy places the organism in Eukaryota, Metazoa, Chordata, Mammalia, Rodentia, Cricetidae.
AUGGAGAGGGAGGGCGAGAAGUCUGCAGUUGUCGCCGUGGUGACCGAGCCGCGGUUUGCCCAGAGAUACAGGGACUACCUCGAGAAGCAGCAACUCCUGGACUGGCAGCACCGCGUGCAGAAGCUGCGGGAUGGCACGGUGGCGCUGCCGGUGCUUGCCGGCGCCUUGGCGGAGCGGCACGUGCGGGAGCUGAGGGAUCGCGUGGCCCCAGGCAGCACCUGCAUGCUGACGCGGCUCCUCCAUCCCCUGCCUUCCAAGAAGGCCCGGGUCUGCUCGCCCGCGCAGAGGCUGUGUCGUGAGCUGAGGCGCUGGGCGGAGGACCGGGGAGUGGCGUGGUCCGCUGACCUGGAGGCAGGUGUGCCCCGCUCCUGGCAACGGCACGGUGACCUAAUGCUGCUCGGUGAAGACUGUUUCCCAGCCGAGCCGUGGAGAAGUCUGGAACCAGAGCUCUGGGACGCUGUGGCCUCGGCCCUCGGAGUUCGACGUUUGGCAAAACGAGGGCGGGUGCUGCCGGAUGGUACCCGAACUCCGUCGGUGACCCUGCUGCUGGGUGACCAUGGCUGGGUAGAGCACACGGAUAACGGCAUCCGGUACACGUUUGAUGUGACGCAGUGCAUGUUUUCCUUCGGGAACAUCACUGAGAAACUCCGAGUGGCAUCGCUGUCCUGUGCUGGGGAAGUGCUGGUGGACCUCUAUGCGGGGAUUGGUUAUUUUACAUUGCCCUUCCUAGUCCACGCUGGCGCUGCCUUCGUCCAUGCCUGCGAAUGGAACCCGCAUGCUGCACUUGCUCUCAGGAAAAAUUUGGAGAUCAACGGCGUGGCAGACCGGUGCCAAAUACACUUCGGAGACAACAGGAAGCUGCAGCUCUCGAAUACUGCAGAUAGGGUGAACCUGGGGCUGAUUCCCAGCUCUCAAGAAGGCUGGCCCGUUGCCUGCCAAGUGCUUCGGAAGGAUGUCGGGGGAAUUCUGCAUAUCCACCAAAAUGUGGAGUCUUUCUCGGGAAAGAAUCCCCAGGGAAUUGUCCCUGGUGAACGGGGAAGUGGAAGGGCUGGGAAUGUUGGGGGCGAGAUGCUGUCAUCAGCCAUCAGACCAGAGUGGGAAAGCUGGGCAGAGUCUGCAGAAACUCAGAUCGCCUCUCUUCUUCAUCAAGUGCAUGGGAAGCUGUGGAGGACAAGGAUCCUGCGUGUCCACCCGGUGAAAUCGUACGCCCCACAUGUGGAUCACAUAGUCCUGGAUCUGGAAUGCCGCCCUGUCCUCUAGUUGGAUACAAGAGGUAGAUUCGGGGACACAAUAAAGCCAAAUAUGUGGCCCUUACUGCUUCGGCUAGGGCUGAGUUCUCACCCUUUGUUUCCUGGUGCUCGUUUGAAAUGGUGUGUGGCCUAAAAAGGAACUCCAGACCAGUCCAAAUAUAUAUAUAUAUAUUUUCUGAUAACCACACCGAGAACACGUUAAAGUAUCAGAGGAAAACAGCAUGGCUCAUUAAAAUGGACCCAUUUGUGCAGUCACGAAUUCUGCAUUUUACCUUAAUUCUCAGUGGGUAUAUAUGGUCUUAAUAUUCAUCUGGUCGUAUUUAUUUGUACAUUGGGUUUCCUUGCAAGAAUUGGAUCGUGUGGCUUCUUUCUAGUAAGUCAGAUACAGAUUGAUUACUGAGGGAAAUACUGAUUUACUGUUAGUACUGUUGCCACAGGUCACUAGCUUCAGCACGAGAAAGCAACUAGAGAGCCAAGAUCCAAAAAGGGAGACCAGUGAGGAACUUGUCCAGUUCCACACAAGUUCUGUACUUGUUCGGGCACAACGUGAUAAUGGUUUGCACUGGGGUGGCAGCCAUGGGGAAAUGAAAAAAAUAUAGAUGGGUUUGGAAAAUAAAAUCAAUGGAAACAAAUAAUGAGCUCCAAAUGAAAGCCUUGAUAUGAUAGUGCUUUGUUACUGUGACUACAUUACAAUAGGAAGGGGACAGUUAA